Thalassophryne amazonica is the source of this 1223-nucleotide messenger RNA. RefSeq names its product germ cell-specific gene 1-like protein. Bases 15 to 1079 code for a protein of 354 amino acids. The transcript has 6 exons. NCBI's taxonomy places the organism in Eukaryota, Metazoa, Chordata, Actinopteri, Batrachoidiformes, Batrachoididae. The record is from RefSeq and is a predicted model, not a curated record. Gene Ontology annotation, cellular component: plasma membrane.
CCCACCGUGUGGCCAUGCUGGAGCGUAUGUCCCGGCGCGCUCGCUCCCUGCUCUCCCUGACCCUGACCACACUGGCUUUGGCCUUCUCCAUACUGGCUCUUUGCACAUCCUACUGGUGUGAGGGUACUCACAAGGUGGUCAAGCCCCUCUGCCUCUCACCUGUCAAGAUGAAGAACUGUGGCCAGAACAACAGUGAGCCGUACACCACAGAGAGUCCCACACAGAACCCAUUCAACCGCACGCUGUCUCCCGCCAGGAGGGAAGAGCUGGCUAAGAUCAGACAGAGACAGCUGGCCAACGCAGUCCACUACAUCUGGGAGACUGGAGAAGACAAGUACGCUUUCAGAUACUUCCACACAGGCUUCUGGGAAAGCUGUGAGAAGGACACCGAUGGGGAGAAGUGCCGCAGUUUCAUAGAUUUAACUCCUGGGGAGACACAGGCGGUGCUGUGGCUGUCGGUUGUUUCAGAGUUUACCUACAUCGGCCUGCUGGGGAUGGGCUUCUUAUUGAUGUGGCUGGAAGUCUUGUGCUGCCAUAAGGGGAUGUACUCACUAAAAAUCAACGCCUACGCAGCCAUGUGUACCGUACUGUCGGGUCUCCUUGGGAUGGUGGCACACAUGAUGUACACCACUGUAUUUCAGAUGGCAGUAAUUGUAGGCCCCAAAGACUGGAGACCUCAGUCCUGGGACUACGGAUGGUCAUUUGCGCUUGCCUGGGUAUCCUUCAGUUGCUGUAUGGGUGCUGCCGUGGUAACACUUAACUCUUAUACAAAAACCAUCAUUGAACUUCGCCGCAGGCAGAGGCUUCACAUGGAAGAAGCUCAAGCCACCACUCAAGCCCCUUCUUACAAUGAGUCUGUUCCAGGGGUCGGAUUCUACUCCAUCAGCGGCCUACUGCAAUGCCCAGAUGGGAUGAUUGAUGUGGCAUGGGCACCAAACGGCAACGUAGUCGGAGUGGGAAACGGGGAUGUGCCAACACUGGUUUUAUUAGGUGGCUGUGGACCAGAGGGUUGUGAAGACUGUGAGAGAGAGAUGGACGAGAUGGAGGGGGCCGUGGACCAUGUGGAUUCACCUUGCUAACAGCCAAAAUUGAGAAAGGAAAGACGCUGUCUCAAUCCUGGUAAAUACUCAGGAGCAGCAGAGAGACAUGCUGGACUUUUUUGUUUUCCAGUUUGACUCUGAGACUAUUCAUGCUACUUAUCAAAAUGGAAACCUGCAGAACAU